Molecule: messenger RNA, 390 nt
Organism: Effrenium voratum
Lineage: Eukaryota; Dinophyceae; Suessiales; Symbiodiniaceae
Source: the annotation of a GenBank genome assembly
AUGUCUUUCAUCUCUCGCUCCUCUGCCGCUUUGUCCAGGUUGCUUGGCCGGGCACCGGCAAGUGCCCCGAUUGUGGAGAAAGCCACUCAGCUCAUCCAGAGCAAUCCGUGUGUAGUCUUUUCCAAGUCCACUUGCCCGUUCUGCCAGAUGGCCAAGGGUGCGUUGCAGGACAACAAGGCAAAGUGCCACAUUUUGGAGAUGGACAAGGAGCUGAGUCCUGAGGAAAUGGCCGCCCUACAGGACCACUUCCUGAAAACUACUGGCGCACGUUCAGUGCCACGGGUGUUCAUCGACGGCAACUGUGUAGGUGGUGGCUCCGAGGUGUCAGACCUGGCACAGAAGGGCGAGCUCAAGGCCAUGCUGGAGAAGGCGAAGGCCUUGGAGGAGUGA